Messenger RNA from Lecanosticta acicola, 480 nucleotides. NCBI's taxonomy places the organism in Eukaryota, Fungi, Ascomycota, Dothideomycetes, Mycosphaerellales, Mycosphaerellaceae. The record is from the annotation of a GenBank genome assembly.
AUGUCUGCCCGAUACCAGCAGCCGACAGUCAGCGAUGCUGAUGCGGACGGCAACGACGGUGGACCACCUCCUGGUGAUCCACCGCAUGUCACUCCCCCGCCGCCUCCAGAGGACCCCUCGCACAUCAACCUCGUCAUCCGCCACAACACUUACGGAGAUGUCUCCUUCAAGCUGAAGAAAACCACCAAACUCGGCAAAGCCAUGUACGUACUUGAAUAGUCUUGCUCUGCUCGAAAGAGAGCUGAUAUCUGAGUUCAAUAGGGAGGUAUACAGUACCCGCCAGCAGCGCGACAUGAAGACCAUGCGCUUCUUGUUUGAGGGAGUCCGCGUCAAUGCCGAUGAUACGCCCGCGUCGGUGGGUCUAAAACAUCAUUUUUACACCUUGCAACGUGCUAACAGGAUUCCCAGCUUCACUUGGAGGAUCAAGACAUCAUCGAAGUUCAUGAGGAGCAGAUCGGUGGUGGAGUGAGCCUGGUAUAA